Messenger RNA from Chelonoidis abingdonii (Abingdon island giant tortoise), 697 nucleotides. The record is from RefSeq and is a predicted model, not a curated record. NCBI's taxonomy places the organism in Eukaryota, Metazoa, Chordata, Testudines, Testudinidae.
GUUGAGAUUGAAUUGUCCUGAAGCACCCUGCUGGCACUAUUGGCAGGGGAAUUGUUAUUGCAUGGAGAGGAGUCGCACUGGGACUUGGACUGAAGCAUUGAGAUACUGCAAACGAUAUCGAGAUACAGAACUAUUAAAAAUCACUAAUGCGUCAGAAAAGAAAUGGAUUUUAGGGUUGCCUCUGAACAAUUUCUGGAUUGGAUUAAAUAAUUUGGAAAAUGUAACUAAUUUUGCCUGGUCAGAAGGGACAUUGGCAGAUAUAACAGCACCCUGGCUUUGGAUGUCACGGCCAGCCCAACCAAACAAUGCAUAUUGUGUGAAGAUUUCCAGCGGCAUCUUGAUUGCUCUGGACUGUAGUGCCAAGGCCCAUUGGAUCUGCAAGCGAAGUGCAGAUACUGAGCGGUAUCAGGAACACAAAGGAAAGGUACUUCUCUCACCACCAAGUAUUCCAUCACAAGUACAUGCAGAUUUGAAUUCUGCUAAAGAAGCUUGCCUGGAGCUUAGGGAGAAAUGCACAGGAAUUUCUACAUGGAAUAAUGCAUAUGCCCUUGCCAGGGGGACCGUAUUGUUGAAAAGUGAGGAGAGCAAUUCCUAUGCCUAUGUAAAAUCAGUGUUGUAUGAUCAUAUAGCUGAAGACUUUGUGGGAAUGACCAUCCAAACUUUUGUGAGUUUCCUCAGUGAGACUCUGUUGGCCUGA